AUGGCAGCAGCGAAGCUACUGAAAAACACAAGGGAUAAAAAAAUGGUUGCUUUCAAAUUUAAUAUGCUUGUUUUUAUGGCCAUAGUUGCAUCCAUGACAUUUUGUAGCUCCGCGAUGGAGCAUGCGGUGGGUGACGACUCUGGCUGGGUUACUCCUGAAAAUCCCAAUUUCUACGUCGAUUGGGCUGCAAACAAAACCUUCACCGUUGGUGAAUCUCUGCUCUUUGACUUUUACACCGGAUUACAUGAUGUCACACCAGUGAUUAAAGAGGACUACGAUCGUUGUAGCGUCACGGUACCCGGAACUACCAUAAAAACUGGUCCUGCUACCCUAAACUUGUACAUCCCUGGAGAUCAUUAUUUCAUUUGUUCCAUGGACGGGGAUUGCUUGUAUAAUCAAAAAUUAGCAAUUCAUGUUGUAGACAAUGACUCAAGUAAUUGA
Messenger RNA from Helianthus annuus (common sunflower), 441 nucleotides. Its product is annotated as umecyanin. The coding region runs from base 1 to 441 and encodes 146 amino acids. NCBI's taxonomy places the organism in Eukaryota, Viridiplantae, Streptophyta, Magnoliopsida, Asterales, Asteraceae. Gene Ontology annotation, cellular component: plasma membrane. Gene Ontology annotation, molecular function: electron transfer activity. The record is from RefSeq and is a predicted model, not a curated record. The transcript has a single exon.